AAUCGCGAUGCAGUAUACGUCGUGGGCGAGAAGCCGCGGUCGUUUUCUGCACUCCCACACUCAUCGUAACUCGACGGACCCCACCUGACGCAGCUUAUACUGUGUCCGAAUUUGCAAGCCAUCGUUCGUCGGCAACCUUGAGCUCAAUACAUGCAUACGGUCGUGGUGGCUGGGUCCGUUGAGUUGCGAUCGGUUUCAACAGUUAUCAGAUCACUCUAUGUACCGCUAACUCUGUCGAACGAACAGCUGAGUUUGCCAUGGUACGUACUGUCAACUUCUUUCAUACCUCGCAAUGAUGCUACAAUUAUACUCCAUGCUAACGCGGAAGGGCUUGCCCUAAUGCUGACAACUAUAACGCUUUUCAUCUUUCUUCUGAUUGCUUUCACUACUCUUUUGCUUUUGCAAACUCUAGCCGGACUUUACUGACUGGCGCAAAGCAGGCUUUUGUUGUACUCUCACAACAUGGUUUGAUCGGAGCUAUCUGCUUACUUGUGAGCAUCACCUGCUCGUUAUCCG
Messenger RNA from Dothidotthia symphoricarpi CBS 119687, 516 nucleotides. RefSeq lists its product as uncharacterized. The transcript has 2 exons. NCBI's taxonomy places the organism in Eukaryota, Fungi, Ascomycota, Dothideomycetes, Pleosporales, Dothidotthiaceae. The record is from RefSeq and is a predicted model, not a curated record. The coding region runs from base 151 to 426 and encodes 91 amino acids.